Messenger RNA from Vespa velutina, 1615 nucleotides. It is a transcript of the gene vig, whose product is annotated as plasminogen activator inhibitor 1 RNA-binding protein. The transcript has 6 exons. Gene Ontology annotation, cellular component: cytoplasm; nucleus. Bases 137 to 1399 code for a protein of 420 amino acids. The record is from RefSeq and is a predicted model, not a curated record. Gene Ontology annotation, molecular function: RNA binding. NCBI's taxonomy places the organism in Eukaryota, Metazoa, Arthropoda, Insecta, Hymenoptera, Vespidae.
CCCCGAACGCAGACCUCGUGGUGAACUAUCUUCAACACGGCCAUAUUGAAAUAUUGAAUGUCUCUGUUACACAAGGGCUCAAGAGUAGCCGUGAAAUUUUCGAAUAAUCCUCGACGAAGAGAGGAUAAGAACCAUUAUGGAAAAUCAAUACAGCAUUACUGUAACAAAUAAGUUUGGAAAUGCUUCUGCCUGGGAUGAAUCCGAGGACCCCCAAUUAUACUUACAAAAGUUGCAAGAAGCUAAAAAAAAAGAUAAGCUUUCGGAGAAGGAAAAUAAGAGUAAGCAGUCCGAUACACAGAAAUCUACUGGUAAUAAGACGCAAAAAAAUCGUGUGAUAAAAGAUGCACAGCAGCAGGUAUCGAAAGUCCAGGAUAUCAAGAAAGAUCAAGGCGAGAAGAAAUUAUCUCAACCAAGGAUAACUGGCGGAGAUCGUAGUGUAAAGUUCUCUGGAGAGUCUAGGGAGGAGCGUAACAACAGACGUAAUCGUGAAGAUGGAGAACGAACAAUCCGUAACCAAGGAGAGAUCAGACGUGGACCCAGUGGGGAAGGUCGUGAAACACGUGAAUUUCGAAAUUCGAACGAAAAUCAACGGGGUGAUUAUAGCGAGCGCAGGGGACGCGGAGGUAUGCGUGGAAUGGGUCGAGGCCGUGGAGGAUCACGUGGAGGUAGAGGUGGUUAUGAUAAUCGUGGAAAACGCGAGUUUGAUCGUCAAUCAGGAUCCGAUAAAACUGGUAUUAAGCCAAUCGAUAAGAAAGAUGGUGCUGGCAGCCAUAACUGGGGGACUCAUAAUGAUGAAAUAGAGGAAAGUUUGAAUCAAGAAAAUCAAGAUUGGACAAAUGAUAAACCUGAAGCAGAAGUUACUCCGGCACCGACUGAAACUAAAGAAGGAGAAACACCAGCGGACGCUUCUACUGAAGAAAAACCACAAGAAGAAGAGUCACGUGAAUUGACUUUGGAUGAAUGGAAACGCCGACAAAAUACAAGGGCAAAGCCUCAAUAUAACUUGCGCAAAGCUGGUGAAGGGGAAGAUUUAUCUCGUUGGAAGAAGAUGUAUGCGCUUGAACGAAAGAAAGAAGGUUCUGACGAAGAAGAAGAAGCAGAAGAGGAAUUCGAUGCAGCUGCAGAAUUUCCUCAACGUGCUGGAAGGCAAAAGCGUGUUUUAGGGAUUGAAAUCCAGUUUAGCGAUUCUCGGCGUGGUUCUGGUGGACGUGGACGAGGAGGACGCGGUGGACGCGGUGAACGCGCCAACGGACGUGGAUUUGGAAAUCGCGGUGCACCUAGAGAUAGCGAUACUCGUGGUUCUGCUUUGCAGACAUCACAAAAUGAACAAAGGUCACCGCGUGGUCGCCAAAAUGCUCCAAAAGUAGACGAUGAAAACGACUUCCCUUCAUUGGGAUAGACAGCUUCGUCUAACGAUUACACAAUAUCCCACCACCACCACCAUCACCAUCAGUACUAUUACAGCCGAUAAAAUUACUAUUAUUACUACGAAUAUUAUUAUCAACCGUCUUGAAUCAGUGACAAUAUUAUUAACGCGUCAUACAGUACACCUUUUGCAGAAUGAGAUACGUAACUUGAAUAAAACUUAGCGCCCAAAAGCGCUGCUUCAUAUUGA